AUGGCAGACAGUUACGGCGACGUAUUCCUCCUUCGGUUUGGAACCCGCAACGCCGUCGUUGUGUCCUCGCUCUCCGCGGCCGAAGAAUGCUUCACGAAAAACGACGUUGUUUUCGCCAACCGUUCUCAAUCACUUGCGGGGAAGCACCUUAAUUACAAUCACAAGACCAUAGGAUUCUCCAACUACAACGACCACUGGCGUAGCCUCCGCCGUCUGACAUCACUCGAGCUCUUGUCCGCAACCCGCCUUUCGACAUUCACCGGUAUUCGACACGAGGAGAUUAAGCUAACGGUGAAACAACUAUUAGAAGAACACAACUCGAGUAAUUAUGAAUUAUCUCAUAAUUAUACAAAAUGGACAAGAGUAAAGCUGAGACCAAAGAUCGUUGACCUUGUAUUCAACAUCAUGAUGAAGAUGAUCGCCGGAAAGCGGUACUACGGGAAUGAAGUUGUGGCAGAGGAAGCCAAGCAAUUUCAAUCAAUCAUAAGGGAGGCGUCGGAGCUUUUGGGGAGCGCAAACAUAAACGAUUUCUUGCCAUUUUUGCAGUGGAUAGAUUUUCAAGGCGUUGAGAAGAGGAUGAUCAAGUGUAUGAAGAAGAUGGAUAGCUUUUUUCAGAGCCUCGUUGACGAGCACAAGAAAAUAAUAACAGCGAGAGCUGAAACUGGGGCAAACGACGAUGAAAGGAACGUGACGUUUAUCGAGCUUAUAUUGUCGUUGCAGAAGCCGAAUCCAGAAGCGUAUGACGACGAGACGAUAAAAGGUCUUAUCCUGGCAAUGCUGUUUGCUGGGACCGAUACUACAAUACUCACAAUCGAAUGGGCAAUGUCACUUCUUUUGAAUCAUCCAAACGCAAUGCACAAUGCUUGGGCUGAGAUAGAAGGUAACGUAGGACAUGACCGCUUACUCAACGAGUCAGACUUGCCAAACUUGCAUUACCUACAAAGUGUAAUCAACGAGACGUUUAGGUUGUUUCCAAGUAUUCCAAUCAUACCGCGCGAAUCAUCCGAUGAUUGCACCGUCUCGGGCUUUUUCAUACCAAAAGGGACGAUGAUGUUUGUCAACACAUGGACCAUUCAAAGGGAUGAGAAGCUGUGGGAGAAUGCAACUAGUUUUUUGCCAGAAAGAUUUGGAGAACAUGGUGCACAAGGUAUCAAUAAGUUACUUAUGUUUGGUGGGGGAAGACGAAUAUGUCCUGGGGCUCUUUCAGCUCGAAGAGUGGUGAGCCUGGCAUUAGGAUCCUUAAUACAAACCUUUGAGUGGAAGAGAAUUGGCGCGGAAGUAGUUGACUUGGCGGAGGAAGGAGGCCUUCACAUGUUGAAGGUCGAGCCGUUAGAGGCCUUGUGCAAGCCGCAGCUAACCAUGCUUCACACCCUCAACCAACUUUAGGCGUGUUUAGAGUUUUGGAGGCAUUUGCCAGAGCCACCAAUAAAUGACAAAGCUAUUUCAAGUACCAGUCUCUAUAGUAACCCAACAGAUUAUUAUCGCAGUCCGUCUGUUUA
Molecule: messenger RNA, 1499 nt
Organism: Morus notabilis
Lineage: Eukaryota; Viridiplantae; Streptophyta; Magnoliopsida; Rosales; Moraceae
Product: cytochrome P450 81E8
Exons: 2
Coding region: 1-1386 (461 amino acids)
Molecular function (GO): monooxygenase activity; iron ion binding; oxidoreductase activity, acting on paired donors, with incorporation or reduction of molecular oxygen
Source: RefSeq, a predicted model, not a curated record